Molecule: messenger RNA, 1057 nt
Organism: Trifolium pratense (red clover)
Lineage: Eukaryota; Viridiplantae; Streptophyta; Magnoliopsida; Fabales; Fabaceae
Product: F-box protein PP2-B10-like
Exons: 3
Coding region: 1-861 (286 amino acids)
Molecular function (GO): protein binding
Source: RefSeq, a predicted model, not a curated record
AUGGCAGCGUUUGAGGACCUGCCGGAAGGUUGCAUUUCCACCAUACUCUCUCGCACCACUCCGCUUGAUGCUGGAAGGCUCUCCCUCAUUUCCAAGACUUUCCAUUCUGCCGCCGAUUCCAAUGCUGUUUGGGAUCAAUUUCUUCCUUCCGAUACCAAUUUCAUUGACUCUAUCAUCUCACAAUCUCCUUCACUUGCCAACAUUCCAACCAAAAAGGCUCUCUAUCUCGCUCUAUCCGAUCGACCUAUCAUCAUUGACAACGGUAAAAAGAGCUUUCAAUUAGAUAGAAAGAGUGGAAAAAAGUGUAUCAUGCUUGCUGCUAGAUCUCUCUCCAUUGUUUGGGGUGAUGAUGAGCGCUAUUGGAACUGGAUUGCUUUGCCUGAUUCUAGGUUCCCCGAAGUUGCUAAGCUUAAUCAUGUGUGGUGGCUUGAAAUUCGUGGGAUGAUUAACACUCUUGCCUUGUCCCCAAAUACUCGGUAUGGGGCUUAUCUUGUGUUCAAGAUGAUUGAUGCUCAUGGAUUUAAGCACCUUCCUGUGGACUUAUCUGUUGAUGUCGAAGGUAGCAAUCGCAGCACUAAAAUUGUCUGUUUGGAUCCAAACGUGGAACCUAUGUGGCACAUGUCAGGAAGACGGAACCGUCGUUGGAACCGUCAUAAUAGUAGGUUGCAGGACAGGGUUGUAGGAUUGCCACGUCCCAAUAUAAGAAGUGAUGAGUGGUUAGAGAUUGAGAUGGGAGAAUUCUUCAAUUCAGGCCUUGAACAUGACCAAGUCCACAUGAGUGUUAUCGAGACAAAGGCUGGUGAGUUGAAGUUAAAUUUCUUUGUUGAAGGAAUAGAAAUUAGGCCCAAGGAAGAAGGUUAAACAACAUUCACCAAACUAUAAAAAACCAUAAGCUACAGCUUCCCCUGCCGGAAGGAACUUUUCAAGAGAGAUAUAUUGUUCCAAAUUGUCUCUUGACAAAGUGUAUGAAUAAAUAAUAUUGCCUAUUAUAACUUGUGUUUUGGAUGUUUCGUGUAUAUUUUAAUGCAAAUAUUUAUUUGCUGCCAUUUUUUGAUAU